AUGGACCACCUGCUCAAGAAGGAGUCGGCGGGCACUUCGGGUCGCGCGGUCAAACACAGGGCCGUAGGCUCGGCGGGAAUGGACCAGGACUUGAAGGACCUGGCGGUCAACGCGGCCAAGUGCGUGGUGGGCCUGGACGGGUCCAACAGGCGCAUGCAGGGCGUCAUCGGGCAGGUGGCGAUCGUGAUGGAGCAGCACCCGAACCUGGAGCCGAUCAGUACAGGGACGAAGCAGUACGACGACGAGAAGAAGGCGGCUGCGAGCUCGGAGGACAUCGCGGCACUCGUACCAGCUCAUGUCCGCGCGUGGGUCCAGCUCGUGACGUGCGUGAAGAGAGACGCGUCGGUGACGUGCGUGAAGAGAGACGCGUCGGUGCCCAACGAGAAGAUGUCGGCGCUGAUCGCGUACCACAGCAACGCGGCCGACCUCGAGGUGAUCCGAGAGCACGUCCUCACGUGCCACCAGAAGAAGGUCACGAACGAGAUCAUGGCGCCGAUCGCGCUCAAGCCGGGGGUCGAGAUCAAGCGCGGGGCUCCGCCGCGCAACCCCAACAUUCGCAAAGUCGUG
Messenger RNA from Prorocentrum cordatum, 567 nucleotides. The record is from the annotation of a GenBank genome assembly. Lineage: Eukaryota; Dinophyceae; Prorocentrales; Prorocentraceae.